GCAGGAAGGAGAGCGAGGCAGGCGAGGAAGGAAACAGUCGUGCGCUGCGGUAGCGGCGGCAGCAGCAGCAGCAGCAACAGCAGCAGUAGCGAGAGAAGAAGAGGCGGCUGGUACUCGGCGGUGGAUUUAGCUGCGGGCGAGCCCUCAACACCCUCCCGCCACCAUGGGAAAUGAAGCAAGCUACCCACUGGAAAUGUGUUCGCACUUUGAUGCAGAUGAGAUUAAACGAUUGGGGAAGAGAUUUAAGAAGCUUGAUUUAGAUAACUCUGGUUCUUUAAGUGUGGAAGAAUUUAUGUCUUUGCCUGAGUUACAACAGAAUCCCUUGGUACAACGAGUAAUAGAUAUAUUUGAUACAGAUGGAAAUGGAGAAGUAGACUUCAAAGAAUUUAUAGAAGGAGUCUCCCAGUUCAGUGUCAAAGGUGACAAAGAGCAGAAGUUGAGGUUUGCUUUUCGCAUCUAUGACAUGGACAAAGAUGGUUAUAUUUCCAAUGGGGAGCUUUUCCAGGUUUUGAAAAUGAUGGUUGGGAACAAUCUCAAAGAUACCCAGUUGCAGCAAAUUGUAGACAAAACCAUAAUAAAUGCAGAUAAAGAUGGUGAUGGAAGAAUAUCCUUCGAAGAAUUCUGUGCUGAAUGGGAGGGUGGUGGCGCAGUUUCAGGCCCCGUCGGGUGCCGUUGGGCUCAGGGGCGGGUUCUUGCUGUCAUGUCGGCAGGAGGCUUGCUGGAGAAGCCGCAGAUCAUCGCGCAUACACAACACAGCUUGAAUUACACUGUCUUCGAUUGCAAAUGGGUGCCCUGCAGCGCUCGCCUUCUUUGCUUGGGCAAUUUCCCGCGCGGCACCGGCGUCAUUCAGCUCUACGAGCUGCAGGGCGGCCGCCUCAACCUCCUCCGCGAAAUUGAAAAAUCACGUCCUAUUAAAUGUGGAACCUUUGGGGCUGCUUCUUUGCAACAAAGAUACUUAGCUACUGGAGAUUUUGGUGGAAAUUUAAAUAUAUGGAAUUUGGAAGCUCCAGAAAUACCAGUAUAUUCUGUGAAGGGGCAUAAAGAAAUCAUAAAUAGCAUUGAUGGAGUUGGUGGUUUGGGAAUUGGUGAAGGAGCUCCAGAAAUUGUGACAGGAAGUCGUGAUGGGACAGUGAAAGUCUGGGACCCGAGACAAAAAGAUUUUCCUGUUGCCAAUAUGGAGCCAGCACAAGGAGAGAGUACAAGAGAUUGUUGGACAGUUGCGUUUGGUAGGUCUGAGUUUCUAACCUGUUCAUGCCAUGUAGAAAUUGAAGAAGAACGGGUUGUAUGUGCUGGCUAUGACAAUGGGGACAUCAAGCUGUUUGACCUUAGGAAUAUGACAUUACGAUGGGAAACCAACAUUAAGAAUGGGGUCUGCAAUGUUGAAUUUGACAGGAAAGAUAUAAAUAUGAACAAAUUGGUAGCUACGUCGCUUGAAGGAAAAUUCCAUGUUUUUGAUAUGAGAACUCAGCAUCCAACUAAAGGUUUUGCUUCUGUUUCAGAGAAGGCUCACAAAUCCACCGUGUGGCAAGUUCGGCACUUACCACAGAACAGAGAUAUCUUUGUGACAAGUGGAGGAGCCGGAAACCUUCAUCUCUGGAAAUAUGAGUAUCCUGCACAGCGCUCUAAGAAGGAUUCAGAGGGAACAGAAAUGGGAAUAGCGGGUUCAGUUAGCCUUUUACAGAAUGUGACAUUAUCAACCCAGCCCAUUUCUAGUCUUGACUGGAGUCCUGACAAACGUGGCCUCUGUGUCUGUAGCUCGUUCGACCAGACUGUGAGAGUACUCAUAGUCACAAAAUUGAACAAAAUCUGACAGGAUUUCUAACAGCAAAAAAACUUUCAUGUGUGUUCUUGAACAAAGUUGGAAAUUUAAUGAGAAGACACAAGAUGUGAAAAAGUUUUCAUGAACUGUGGAUUUUACAUUUCUAGAAAAUGUGCCUGUAGUUUAACAUAUUAAGACCUAUUCACUGUUAUAGAUGUAUUUAUAUCCAAGCUACCUUAUGCUUAUAGCAGAAUUGUUGCAGUAUAACCAAUUUUCUUUAAAUGAAUUAUUUUAAUUCUUUUGAAUUCCCAAGUACUCUAAAUAGCCUGUUUAUCACUAUGUUUUGGAUUAAACUGAUUAAAAUUUGAAUAGCUGUUUUAAUAGAUUAGAUUUGUUUUGUUAUUGACUACCUGUUUAAACAUUAAUCUAUGUGUUCAAAUCAGUAAAUAUUCUGCCUUUAAAAACAAACGUCCUUAAAAUAUGUGUUUGAGGUAUUAUAGAUGUUAAUCAGAUUGAUGUCAUUUAAACUGAUAGAUGUAAUUUACCUGAUAUAUUUAUAUAAUUCU
Protobothrops mucrosquamatus (brown spotted pit viper) is the source of this 2325-nucleotide messenger RNA. It is a transcript of the gene DNAAF10, whose product is annotated as WD repeat domain 92. The transcript has 14 exons. Lineage: Eukaryota; Metazoa; Chordata; Lepidosauria; Squamata; Viperidae. The record is from RefSeq and is a predicted model, not a curated record. The coding region runs from base 164 to 1810 and encodes 548 amino acids. Gene Ontology annotation, molecular function: calcium ion binding; protein binding; calcium-dependent protein serine/threonine phosphatase regulator activity.